Messenger RNA from Colletotrichum lupini, 1761 nucleotides. RefSeq lists its product as uncharacterized. The transcript has 5 exons. Bases 1 to 1761 code for a protein of 586 amino acids. Gene Ontology annotation, molecular function: oxidoreductase activity, acting on NAD(P)H. The record is from RefSeq and is a predicted model, not a curated record. NCBI's taxonomy places the organism in Eukaryota, Fungi, Ascomycota, Sordariomycetes, Glomerellales, Glomerellaceae.
AUGUCUUUCUCUCACACUGGCGAUGUUCCGCCACCUCCGCCCCGGCCGCUUGUCGAAAAGGCUCGAACUCCGGCUCCGGCCCCACCGCCGCCAACCGUGCCCCCGACAGGAUCCCCUGGAGCUUUCUUGGUCGAAUUACUGAUCUUCAAUGGCUCGCCAUUCAAAGAUCACUGGGCAUACUUUGUACGCUCUCGUGCCGAUGAUGAUAUCGGUGUCAAGAUCCACGCGACCGGUGAUGUGCGUAAUGGCUUCAAAUUCGAGGUCAAACGCAGUCAUGACCUCACAAACACCUCAGAUAUCCCUACAAAAAGAGUUUCGCUGCAGUGGGUUGAUGCUCAGCACUUUAAAGAAGACGCGAUGCUCAACUGGGGAGUGGAAGAGAUUGAUGAGAGGCCUGUCUGCGGUUUUGAGGCUAGUGCGUACAAAGCGAAGGCACCUGGGAAGACUUUGAAUGCAGUUGAAGACAAGGAUUCAUCUGGCAAAAAGGUCAUCCUCAAGGACUGCCAAACAUGGUUGGUGGAGGCAGCGGGCUACCUUGUUGAAGAUCGUAUGUUCAGUCCUGAAGUCUCUAUUUACCUGCACGCGAUCAAGCAUACCAUCAUGAAAGCCCUGACUUUAACACCAAAGGAGCAUUCAGUUGCUGUACAAGAUAUCCCGACUCCGGAACCAGGGCCAAGAGAGAUUCUUGUCCGCGUCAGAGCAGUUGCGCUCAAUCAUGUGGACGCGCUCUAUACCUACAAGCCAAUUGCGGCCCAAGAGUACCGCGUAAUCGGCAGCGACUUCGCUGGGGAGGUCGCCAGUAUUGGCAAAGACACCCGAGAUAUCGAUGACCCUCGUGUCAAGGUUGGAGCACGUGUAGCUGGCUUCGUGCAAGGCGCUUGUUCGGUCAACUACCGCCCAGGAGCUUUUGCCGAGUACGUCGUCAUUGACUAUGACCUCACAUGGAAUAUUCCCAUCGGGGUGUUGUUCCAAGAAGCUGCUACUAUCAGUUUGUGUGGACUUACAGCCGCGCAGGGUGUCUUCAGCCGACUCGAGCUCCCGGGGCCAUUCACCCAAUCCCGAAAUUUCGACCACCUCAGACUCGCCAACGAAGGGCCCGUGAACGUCUUCAUAUACGGCGCAACAACCUCAUUAGGUCUCUUCGCCGCACAACUUGUGCGUCUGGCUGAGAAGACUUCUGGCACGAGAAUUCGUCUCAUCGGUGCCGCCAGCAGUGCAAAGCACGACAUGCUGCGCCAAGCCCCUUAUUCGUACGACGAGCUAGUUGACUACAGAGACGCUGACUGGCAAGCAACGGUACGCAAAGUUUGCGGCAUAAGUGGCGGAGUUCAUUACGGCGUAGACGCGGUCUCGCAGUCUCCGUCUGUCGAACGUGUGCACAAUACGUUGGUCAACGAGGGAAAGCUGGCGGUGUUCCGAGCACCGGCCCUCGCAGGGUUUGAUCCAUCGAAGCUCAGUAUCAAGCCGGUGACAGGUGCAGUCUGGGAGGGUCUUGGCGUAGAGAUCCAGUACCAAGGCAUCACAUUCCCAGCCAACCUCGAAGCCCGUGAGUUUGCAACACAGUUCUAUAACUAUCUCGGAUCGGAAGCGUCGUUGGGAAAGGUCAAGUUGCAGGCAAACCCGGUUCGCAUGAUGCGAGGAGGACUAGAGAACGUCGCAUCGGAAGGCAUCCCGCUCUUUGGUCUGAAGCAAGUCAAUGAGCCGCCGAAGGAUCACAUGCGUCCUGUUAGUGGAGAGAAGGUCGUCUAUACCGUUUCUUAG